This is a messenger RNA of Spinacia oleracea (spinach), 1011 nucleotides long. Its product is annotated as thylakoid lumenal 15 kDa protein 1, chloroplastic. Gene Ontology annotation, cellular component: chloroplast thylakoid. The transcript has 8 exons. The coding region runs from base 133 to 813 and encodes 226 amino acids. NCBI's taxonomy places the organism in Eukaryota, Viridiplantae, Streptophyta, Magnoliopsida, Caryophyllales, Amaranthaceae. The record is from RefSeq and is a predicted model, not a curated record.
AUAGCAAUAUAGCAUACAUAAUUUCCUGUGAAAAUCCAAUUAAAAAAGAAGCCACAUGAUGAUGUAGCUCAAAUGCUCAAUUAACAAAAUCACAAUACAGAAAGGUGUGGUUUUGCUUAUUUGACAACAACAAUGGCAGCACUCAACGUCUCCCUCACUCUCAAAUUCGCACCAAAACCACUUCUCUCUCUUCCAAAACCCCAUCUCACCUCUUCUCUCUCGUCCUCUUCUCUUCCUCCUCACAGUGACCUUCAAAAUUUACAAGUUUCAAAUAAUAAGAAAAAUGGGUUUUUAUUACCAAUUCUGGAAAACCCAAUUGCUUCAGCAAGUAUGGUUCUUCUUCUCUCUGCUUCACUUUGCUUCUCCGACCCUGCUCUUGCUUUCAAGGGUGGAGGGCCAUAUGGUCAAGGAGUGACAAGAGGUCAAGAUUUAUCUGGGAAGGACUUCAGUGGACAGACCUUAAUCAAGCAAGACUUCAAAACGUCAAUUUUGCGAAUGGCUAAUUUUAAGGGAGCGAAAUUGUUGGGUGCUAGCUUCUUUGAUGCAGAUUUAACAGGGGCUGAUCUUUCAGAUGCUGAUCUGAGAGGGGCAGACUUUUCCCUGGCAAAUGUGACAAAGGCAAAUUUAACCAAUGCUAACUUGGAAGGUGCUCUGGCCACUGGAAAUACAUCGUUUAGAGGUUCAGUCAUCACAGGAGCAGAUUUUACUGAUGUGAAUUUGAGAGAAGAUCAACUAGCAUACCUUUGCAAAGUUGCUGAUGGGGUAAAUCCAACAACAGGAAAUGCCACACGAGAAACACUUUUUUGCAAAUAGAUUCCUGGUACGUUUAUAUGUUCAUUGUAGUUUUGUAUAGCGUGGAAUCGUGGAUCAUAAUGUAUGGACUCGUAAAGUUGCAACUAGCACUACAAAGUUACAGAAACAUCUGUAAUUUAAAUUCAUAGUGGCUAAACAUUUUGGUGGCGUAGCCUGCAUUUCAUGGUACAUGAAUUUCCUUUCACUUUUUUAUAUUCA